This is a messenger RNA of Brienomyrus brachyistius, 2307 nucleotides long. Its product is annotated as plexin-A2-like. Gene Ontology annotation, cellular component: semaphorin receptor complex. The coding region runs from base 746 to 2071 and encodes 441 amino acids. NCBI's taxonomy places the organism in Eukaryota, Metazoa, Chordata, Actinopteri, Osteoglossiformes, Mormyridae. The transcript is spliced from 2 exons. The record is from RefSeq and is a predicted model, not a curated record. Gene Ontology annotation, biological process: negative regulation of cell adhesion; regulation of cell shape; regulation of cell migration. Gene Ontology annotation, molecular function: semaphorin receptor activity; protein binding.
AAUGAUGUGCUCCCUGAGUUGUACAGUACGCUGACGGGCUUAGGCGAUCGCAGUGCCAGUCUGGCAGCACAUCUCUCAGAGACCAGGAGUAAACGCGCGUAAAUUUCUGCGGCAAGGUUGCAAUCGGAGCGCGGAAGAAUGGACGCUGGCAAGCCGGUGUGCGGGGUCUGUAUCGGGGAACAGUACCGCCUGAACUAAAGGAAUGCUCCGUGUGGUCGGCGUACUUCUGUAAAGGACUAUUCGACACGAGUCAUUUGCUUGUCAGAUGAUCGCGGGGACCGGGCUGCAGUAAGAGCGUGUGGCCGUAGGAGCCGAUCACGCGUAAAGACACCUUGCAUUGACUCGCUGGGCUCAUCAGAGCCCUAUGAAUGAAUCGGCUUAUUGCAUCCCUAUUCUCCACACGUUUCCGGAGGAAUACCCUGCACCCGAAACACCAAAUCGCCUGUUUGUUGGGCUAUCUAGCUGUGGCACCGGAACAUUUUGGUGUGGAUAAAUGCACGUAUAUGUGCGUGCAUUUAUGUUCCAAAAAAGGAUCUGAUAGGGAGAAACCAAAGUUGCCUCAUCGGAGCAAGAGAGAAAACGCAGCCCCCUUAUCGAUACCAUAAGAAACAUGUGAAGAUUUUGGACGGGGUACAAACAACGAAUUGAGUCUUUGACAAACGCACUGGGGGGUGUCUCAUCUUCCUGCUACUUCCCGAAACACUUUGUUUUGUCUGCUUGUCCCUGGGUGGGCUACACACAAAGCAUGGGCAACCAGCUGGAUCCUCGAAGGACUUUGUCACUUCGCCCAAGAUGCAGCCUAGCCCGGCCCCUGUGCUGGUGGCUAUUGUUCCACGUAAUCCUCCUUCCUGAGUUGGGCUAUGGCCAGCCCUUCACCAGCUUCCACCCGGAACACCGGGAAUGGGCCUUCAACCACCUGACUGUUCACCGUAAGUCAGGGGCUCUUUAUAUUGGUGCUGUCAACCGGGUCUACAAGCUCACGGGCAACCUGACAUUACUGGUGUCCCACGACACGGGCCCCGAGGACGACAACAAGGCCUGCUACCCUCCACUGAUAGUGCAGCCCUGUUCAGAGCCGCUUGCACCCACAGACAAUGUCAACAAGCUGCUGCUCAUCGACUACUCUCAGAACCGACUGCUGGCAUGCGGAAGCCUCUACCAGGGCGUGUGCAAGCUGCUGCGACUCGACGACCUCUUCAUCCUGGUGGAGCCCUCUCACAAGAAGGAGCACUACCUCUCCAGUGUGAACCAGACUGGCACCAUGUACGGGGUGAUUGUCCCCUCCCAGGGCCAGGAUGGCACGCUCUUCAUCGGGACGGCCGUAGGUGGGAAGCAGGACUACUUCCCCACCAUCUCCAGCCGCAAGCUGCCCAGGGAUCCAGAGUCAUCAGCCAUGCUGGACUACGAACUGCAUACCGAUUUCGUGUCUUCUCUGAUCAAGAUCCCGUCGGACACAUUAGCACUGGUGUCACACUUUGACAUCUACUACAUUUACGGCUUUGCUAGCGGCGCCUUUGUCUACUUCCUGACGGUGCAGCCAGAGACCCCAGAGAACAACAUGCCGUCUGGGACCGCUUCCGGCGACCUCUUCUACACCUCGCGCAUUGUGCGCCUCUGCAAGGACGACCACAAAUUCCACUCCUAUGUUUCGCUGCCAGUCGGCUGUGUGCGUAAUGGCAUCGAGUACCGACUCCUGCAGGCCGCCUACCUGGCCAAGCCUGGGCGGGUGCUGGCCGCCUCUCUCAACAUCAGCCCCCAGGACGACGUGCUCUUCGCCAUCUUCUCAAAGGGACAGAAGCAGUACCACCGGCCGCCGGACGACUCAGCCCUCUGUGUGUUCACCAUCCGCGACAUCAACGCUCGCAUCAAGGAUCGCCUCCAGUCUUGCUACCAGGGUGAGGGCAACCUGGAGCUCAACUGGCUGCUGGGGAAGGACGUCCAGUGCACGAAAGCGGUAAGGCCUGCCUCCUCUCCACCGCACUGCACCGCGGAUGUGCAGAUAGGUCGGGAGACUGCGGUAUCUAUGCCUGGAGAUGGCGUUUCAUUCUCUUCAAAGUAUGUGGUUGGCUGACGGCAAAUACACAAAAUUAAAUCCACCCUCUACCCUGACAGGCAGAUCAUUGAAGGAAAAAUACGACAGAACAAGUGCAGAUCAUACAUAUGCCUGCUUAAAUCAGGGAAUUUUAAACAGCCCCAACAGGUGAACGCCUACAAUUUAUUCCAAAAUCCCAUCGUGAGUCAGGUGAUAAGCAGUGUGGUGCUUCCCUGCACGCUGACACAGACCCAAAGGUAUAACAAAGACUCAUU